UUGCUGCGACGCGGACCUACGGACACAUCUAACAAGGCGGUAAAAUCCCGGUGCCAUCGGAUUUUCCUGUCGUUUCCGGCGAUCUCUCUCCGGCCAAGCCAUAUCUGAUUCUUCGAACCCGGAACUCAACGCUCCUACCAGGCCGGACUUUCUACCUCCGAUUCUCCAAGUUACAUUUAAUCGCUUACUUGGUUAUUCGCUCAAACAUCUUUGUCGCUCGCUGUUUUCACUGAAUACAUAUAAGCUAUGUGGCGGAGGUCAAUUCUGGAAUUAUCAUCUCGUCAAUCUGUUGGAAGGACUCCGAGGAAUAUUUCACCCCAGGUGCAAUGUUGGCAUACAUCCCCGUGUAUUUCUACAAGAAGGGAAUUUUCAUCUCAAAAUCCAAAACCACAACUUACAAAUGGGCCACCUAAGUCUGGAAAUUCCUUCCCAAAAGUUGUCUUUGGCAGUGUUGUUGUUGGUGCUGCUGUUUUUGCAGCUUAUCAAACUGGCUAUCUAGACCAACUAACGGGUGGUAAAGAGCAGAAUCGAUCUGUAGAGUCAACUAAGACAGUUGUUCAGAAAAGUGAUUCAGACAAUGUCCAACCUUUGGUGGUGCAGAAAUCGGAUUCAUCCAGUAGAGAAGAAACCAAACCAUUGAAUAGUGUUACAGAAGAAACUGAGAGCUUAAAUCCCAUUGUGGAGUCCACUGAGCAGACGGUCAACACAGAUGGCCACCUUCCUCAUCUUGAAGCUUCGGGCGAAGAGCAAGAUGGUAGUCAGUUUCAAGACAGUUCCAGGACAAUGCCACAUGAAAAUACCGAGGAGGAAAACUUGCCAGAAUUCAGACAAAGCAUCAGUGAAGUAGAGGACAAGAAUCUAGAAUCUAAAACAUUCACAGAUGUAAAUUUGGACAUGCAAAGCACGGAGUCUAGUACUAGGGAUCAGCCUCAUGAGGAAGUUCAAUCCACACCAAUGUCUAGCAAGAUCGAUGCAGCACCUGAACAAAUUGAUGUCAGAAUACCACCACAAGAAGAUACAAGUGCAGAAGCCAAACUGAAGGAGUUGAAUGAUACAGGUGAAGCUAUAGAGCAGCCAUGUUCUCUUCUUGAGGCAUACCAGUUGAAGGACGAGGCUGGCAUGACUUCCUUGGGUGGUGAUGGCAAAGAUAAAAGUAACAAGUUUUACAAAGAAACAGAGGCUUUAAUUGCUGAAAUUGAGGAGUUAAAUGAUGGCUACAUAUCCAAGGAUGGGAAAUUGGUAAUUGAUUUCUUACAAGCUAUUCAUGCUGCUGAAAAGAGGCAAGCUGAGCUGGAUUACCGUGUUUUUUCUGAUGAAAUGAGGGCAUUGAAGGAAAAGAUGGAAAAAGAAUUGAGGGAUGCUCGGGCUAGGGAACUAAUGCAUGCAGAAGAGGCUGCUAUAUUGGACAAGGAGUUAAAAAGAGAAAGAACAAAAGCAGCUGCUGCUCUGAAGUCACUUCAAGAGAAAUUGGAAGAAAAAUUUCAGAAGGAACUUGAACAGAAGGAAAAUGAGGAAGAAUUGAAGUUGAGGAAACUUCAAGAUAUUGCAAAAGCAGAGUUAGCUGCGGCAAUUGCGAGUGAGAAGGCUGCCCAAAUAGAAAAGAUAGCCGAAGCAAAUCUUCAUAUAAAUGCCCUGUGCAUGGCAUUCUAUGCAAGGUCUGAAGAAGCUCGUCAUAGUCACUCUGCUCAGAAGCUAGCAUUGGGGGCACUGGCACUUGAAGACGCUCUUUCAAGAGGUUUACCAAUCCAGGCUGAAAUAGAGGCUUUACGCCUUGAUCUUCAAGGCAUCGACAAAGAUUCAAACUUAGAGCUGGUCCUUUCAUCCAUUCCUAAAGAAAUAUUGAAUCAUGGCUCAGAUACUUUGUUACAAAUAACACAAAAGUUUGAUGCGCUAAAAGCACCAUUACGGCACUUGAGCUUGAUCCCACCUGGUGGCGGUGGCAUUUUGGCGCAUUCUUUAGCUUAUGUAGCAUCCUCGAUUAAGGUGAGGGAGGUCGAUCAAUCUGGUACUGGGAUUGAAUCUAUCAUCAACCGAGUGGAGUCCUACUUGGCUGAAGGAAACUUGGCCGAAGCAGCACAUUCUCUGGAAGAAGGUGUUAAAGACACAAAAGCAGAAGAGAUAGUUCAUGAUUGGGUAAGGCAAGCAAGAAAUCGAGCCAUCACGGAGCAAGCCCUUACCUUGCUUCAACUAUAUGCCUUAUCAAUCAGCCUUACUUAAGACCUCAAAGUAAUUUGCCAUCCCUGUCGCUGGUAUGCAAGCACUGGUUGUGCUUUUUUGGUACUAUAUAUUUGUUAGCUGCAUGUCGAAUCUCUUCGUGGAGUUACCCAGGGAAAAAAGAACAUGAGUUUUCAAGUAACGGGAAUGCACAAUUCCUGGAUAGCACCAUUCUUUCUGUAUUGACCUUAAUAAAAAAAAAUUAAGAACUUUUUUUACUUUGGCUGCAGCGCCAGGAGAAGCAACUGCAGCCAUUCGGGCACUUUUGAGAAGGCCAAACUAAAAUUUGCAACCUUUUGUCGAAGUGGGUUAAUUGCAAAUCCCUGGUUCUUGUUUUCAGUGAGAAGCUCUUUUACUGCUUGGUUUCGAAAUGCUUUGCUUUUUCUUAA
This is a messenger RNA of Cucurbita moschata (crookneck pumpkin), 2603 nucleotides long. RefSeq lists its product as uncharacterized. Bases 247 to 2217 code for a protein of 656 amino acids. Lineage: Eukaryota; Viridiplantae; Streptophyta; Magnoliopsida; Cucurbitales; Cucurbitaceae. Gene Ontology annotation, biological process: cristae formation. The transcript is spliced from 12 exons. The record is from RefSeq and is a predicted model, not a curated record. Gene Ontology annotation, cellular component: MICOS complex.